Messenger RNA from Mugil cephalus (flathead mullet), 957 nucleotides. RefSeq names its product NACHT, LRR and PYD domains-containing protein 1 homolog. The transcript is spliced from 5 exons. The coding region runs from base 242 to 937 and encodes 231 amino acids. The record is from RefSeq and is a predicted model, not a curated record. NCBI's taxonomy places the organism in Eukaryota, Metazoa, Chordata, Actinopteri, Mugiliformes, Mugilidae.
UUCAAUCGACUACUCAGAAAAUAGUUGAUUGAUUCAUUAACUGAAACAAUAAUUAUUUGCUGCAGCCCUGAAUAAAAUGUGAGCCUGCUAUGUCCCUUCAUGAGUCCAUACAGUGUAACGUGUCUCAAACUUCAGUCUACAGUCUGAAGCAGGACACUUUGAAUGUGCUGUGUCUGGUCUGCGCUGGGUCUGUGAGGAGAAGGCCAGCCUUAAGUACCACUUCUGUUCUUGGGAGGGACACAUGGAGAAGAUGGAGCAUAUACAUUACAUGCCUGCAGGUCCCUUAAUGGAUGUCACAGUCAUGACUGGGACGUUAAAAGAAGUCUACCUGCCACACUUGAUUUGCAUUGACGACAUCCCAGAUAUACUGAACCAGUUUGCAGUGCUUCACAUAAAUGACUGUGGAGACGAAGUGGAAGAAGUGUCCGAGGUCACAGCAUCACACGUCAAGUUAAAGGAACCGAUUUUCUCCCCGAGGGGGGUCCUGAUGAGAGCUGACUUACCCGUGAAAAUCAACUGUAACGUGUUGAUAUAUCAGACCAACACAGCUUUCCUCACUCUGCAUGUUUAUCUGAUCCCACGGGACGAUGGUCUGAAACAGGCAAUCACCCAGGAGAAAUUAUCAGAGGGUUGCAAAGAAAUCCGAAAGACAAAACCAGAGAAAUCUCUAAAAUUUAGAAAUCGUUUUCUCCUGACAGCAGAUGUGGAUGGUGCAGAAAUCUAUCCUGAAGAGGGGUUAAAGCUCAGAUAUGACACUGACCCAAACUUCUUUGAGGUGUACAUUAAGAAUCCAAACAGAGACUUCCAUCUCAAGCUCACAAAGAGAAAUGAGCUCCAGUCAGUUUGGAUGUGUCCAGUACGAGAAGAGAACCUCUCAGAUCCUUUCAGACCAGCUCGAUGUUCAUCUUGUCUUCCCUGCUGCUUGUUUUUCAGGUGAAUAAAGAAGUACUGAUCCUC